GCUUUUCCGGGUGUUUCAAACUCAUUAAAAUGGUUGACUUCGCGAAGGAGGAAGAGUUUGGCGUUGUCGAGUUGAUUUUGUUUGAAACCUCUUAUAGGUAACGACCGAUGGGCCGGCGGGGUUUUUGGAUUUGAGGGAGCUAGUCCGUUGUAUGAUAUCCUCCUUCUUUUUGAGGACAGGAUGUCUGAAGUUUUGCUGAAUGAUUCAACUGUGAAACAAGAGUAUUUCGAAGAUGAAGAAAACUUGCUGAAAACGGAUGUAUUUGACUCAGUACCUGAGACAUUGUCAGGUGAACUAGCUGAGAUUGGAUUUGACAAUGGAUGUCCGGGUGUUGUUGGUCGUGAUCCUUAUGGCGAUCUAUUUUUAAUGGAUCCUAAUGAUUUGUUAGGAGUCAGGGAGGAAGUGAUUGGAAAUGACGCAAGUAACAGCCCGGAAAGUGUGCCAGUAUGUGAUCCCACAGUAGUAACUGCAGAUGAAUCAAAUGACACUGCGAAUGAACGCGUUAAUCAACGGCGAAAGAAAACGAAGAAUCGCCAUGCCUCUUUAUCCAAACUAGAUAUUGACAAUCGCGAUCCUUCGGACUUAGAUGACAGCAGUCAAGGUACUGGAUGCUCACGGACAAAACUAUCACAUACCUACUCACCAAUCAAACUUGAUUCUGACACAGUUUUGAACAAUGUGCCUUGUGUUGUAUAUAGCAAUUCGUCUAGUGGGAAAGGAUUUGUGAUGAAUCGCAGGUACUCAACAUCAAUGGGUCACAAGCAAAUUCAUGUUUGGCAUGGACAACCCCGUUAUAGGCGUCAUUUAACCCUCGGCAAUGGUUCUAAUAUUUCAACACGAUAUCUUCCUCAAACUUAUCGUUUGGAUAGUUCCCAAUCAACUCAGGGGCAUUCGCGAAUAACUUUCAGACGUUUUCCACAAUCUGUUGUCCAACCUUCUAAUGUGGAUGAUUCUGAAACAUUGUUUGUUGCAGGUCCUCGAAUUAAUAUUGCUAGCGCUAAGCAUGAUACAUUUCCACCUAGUGGAUCAGUUUUUACCGUCCUCAGCUCAAAUGCGAAACAUCAAACAGUCACCUGCCAAACAAACCAACUACCGACCAUUGCUCCUGCCCCGGGAAGUUUAGAAUCUGCAGGAUCUAACGAAAUCAAUCCUGGUAUUUACACUUCUAAUUCUGGCAACAUGCUCCGUACCGUUCCCUGUCCGCAUAAGGGUUGUGGCAAGCUUUUCCGUGAUAACUCCGCAAUGCGCAAACACUUACACACGCAUGGUCCACGAGUACAUGUUUGCGCUGAAUGUGGAAAAGCAUUUGUAGAAUCUAGCAAACUGAAAAGGCACCAAUUGGUUCAUACGGGUGAAAAGCCCUUUCAAUGCAAUUUUGAGGGUUGCGGUAAGCGCUUUUCCUUGGACUUUAAUCUGCGAACACACGUACGUAUUCAUACCGGUGAUCGCCCUUAUAUAUGUCCAUUUGAAAAUUGUCAUAAACGGUUCGCUCAAUCGACGAAUUUAAAAUCUCAUAUCAUGACUCAUGCCAAAGUUAGAUAUCGUGGCCCACGUAACUCUACAACUUCACAAACUCCUGGAUACUUCUCCGAACUUGAAGAAAUACCGAUUUCUCAGCAGUCGUCAGGUCUAGAAAAUACUAGUGAGUCUAAUAAAACUUAUCAUGCUUCCGAAAUUGAUAGCAGUCACAAUAUGCAAAUUAAAAAACACAUCUGCAUACAUGGUAGCGUCAUCAAACUCAACCAACUUAAAACCAACUUACAUAAAGCCUUCCCGUGUUUACACUCGUCCAACACCUAUGUCACAAUAUGCUGUUCCUGAAUCACCGCCUCCACUUGCACUUGAUGAAACCACUCUAUCCGCCGGUUCUAAAUGCGAAAACCGAAGUGAUCCUUUUAUUAUAAUACCAAAAUAUAUUCAGGGUCAGCGGAAACGUCAGAAGACCCUCACUAAUCCUAGUGAAGAUGGUAACGACGAAGUAAAUGAGGACGACGAUGAAGGGGUGGUAGAAGAAGAUUGUUUCAUAAAACAGGAUUUUGAUCGUGGCUUUAUUUUAUCAGAAUCAACUAUGGGUCCUGAGUUUUUCGUUGAUUCCGGUCAAGAUGAUCGUGAGAUGAUUUGGCAGACUAACGACUAUUCAUCUUUAGAUCGUUUACAUUUGUCUAAUUCAUUUACAAACUUGAGUCACCAGCCGAUUAUUAUGUGCACUCGAGAUCAGCGUCGUAGGGUAAUUCAUCAAAGUACUGCUCUACCGGAUUAUAUAUUAUGUCGUCAACAAACAAUUCCUAUCUUAAGAUUACCUACUCCUACGCGUACUGUUGUUUCUAUUGGACGACCGCAGCAACCAUCCUGAUCUUUGUCUUUUACUCUUGAACUUUUUUUCAGUCGGUUUUAUUGAGUGCUUUCUUUUGAUUAUCUCAUUCUUUUCUGUUUUACCUAAUAUAGUAAUUUUAAAGUAUUUUACCUGACGGAAUCUAUUUGUAUGCAAUGGACCCUUGAAAUUUCUUUAAUUUUUAAUUAUUUCACCAAUUGUUUCAUGUCGCUUUUAUGUUCUGUAAAUUAAUGGUUUUCUUAUUCACAAAAAAAUAAGAUUAUUUGAGUCCUCAUCUCUUAUUUCCUUUAUCUCUAAUUUGUGCCUUCGGCAUAACUUUGUAUAGAUAAAGAUUGUUGCACACGAUCUCAACGCACAGUUGUCUAAAUAUAUGGCACUAAUAAUAUACUGUCUUAUUGUUAACUAAGCCUUCCUUUUUUACCACACAUACUGGUGAAUUCAUACACCUGUUUUAAACCUGAUCCCUAUAUGUUACACAGCGAGUUAAAUCGUGUGGAGCUGUCGUACAUAAUAUAGUUAGUUCAAAGUAUUUAACCUGAUUAGAUCUAUUUGUAUGCAGUGGACUGUUGGAAAUAAUUAUUUGUUCAUACCUUCUUGCCUUCUAUAAAACUGUACAACAAGUACGUGUGUGGUUAGAAUGUCAGAAAUGUGUUGCGCAAAUGCAUUACACGUUUCAGAUAAACUGCGUCUUGUUGUGCUGUCGAAAUAUUUAUUUUUUAAAUAUUUUAACUAUUGUUUUAUGCCGCUUUUAUGUACUGUAAAUUAAUGGUUUUCUUAUUCACAGUAUCCUGAAUGCAUGGCAGUAAUGUGCUGUUGACUAAGCUUUCUUCUUUUUUACCACGCCUACUGGUGAAUUCAUACACCUAUUUGAAACCUGAUCCCUUUAUGUACCACAGCGAGUUAAAUUGUGUGGUGCUUCAAGGAAAUUACGUUUGUUUUUUCCCAUAAUAUACGUGAAGUUGUUUUUGUGUACAGACUUUUGAAUAAUCUGUGAUUUUUAGGAUCCUAGUUUAUUGAUAUGAGCUUUUGUUCCCAUCAGACAUUAUUUUCACUUUGCAGUAAUAUACAAUACAUGUUAUGUAGACUACUUCAUUCCUGAAUUGUUAUUAAAACUAAACAUUUUGGAUUUUCUUACAAUUUUCUUGCAUUCAAUGAGUUAUCAUUUUACUGUUUCCUGUGUAUCAUGGGUCCUCUAAAUGUGUUUCAAUGCUUCAAAAAAAUUUAUUUUCAACUCACUGUAUUUUUUAUUCAAUGUUUUGCACUGUUAAUUUAACAUGACCAUGUACAGUCAAAACAUAGUUAAUAUUGUUGUUAACUUUUAUACCUGUCUCCCGUGAUAACAAAUGAGUGUUGCAGUUACAGUUGUUUAUUAUGUUACUUCAAUGUAUACCAUUGUAAUGUACUGGAUAAUUGUAAACGAUAGUUUAAAAAAGUAACGCUGUGUGUAUGCUUUUACUCUAAGGGUGAUACGACAAGUUCAGUAAGACAGUUGAAAGAGUGAGUUAGGUGGGAGAGACUAUCAUACUUUGUACUUGGUACCACACUGUUAUAAUAAAUAAUAUAGACCUACAUGUGUAGGAUGAGUCUGGUAUGUAUGUGUGACAUUUUCAAGGAAACUUAUGGAAUUUGCAGUACAUGAUUACAUAACUUGAAAUAGUAAGG
Molecule: messenger RNA, 3994 nt
Organism: Trichobilharzia regenti
Lineage: Eukaryota; Metazoa; Platyhelminthes; Trematoda; Strigeidida; Schistosomatidae
Source: the annotation of a GenBank genome assembly